Scatophagus argus is the source of this 1495-nucleotide messenger RNA. RefSeq names its product vomeronasal type-2 receptor 26-like. The record is from RefSeq and is a predicted model, not a curated record. Gene Ontology annotation, cellular component: membrane. Lineage: Eukaryota; Metazoa; Chordata; Actinopteri; Scatophagidae. The transcript has 3 exons. Gene Ontology annotation, biological process: G protein-coupled receptor signaling pathway. Gene Ontology annotation, molecular function: G protein-coupled receptor activity. The coding region runs from base 1 to 1053 and encodes 350 amino acids.
AUGGUGAGUUUGUUUGUAUCUCCAUGUCAGGUCCCUGUGUCAGUGUGCAGUGACAGCUGUCCUCCAGGAACUCGUAAAGUGCUGCAGAAAGGAAAACCCAUCUGCUGUUAUGAUUGUAUACUGUGUCCUGAGGGAGAGAUUAGCAAUGCUACAGAUUCUCCUGAUUGUUUCCCUUGCCCCAAGGAGUUCUGGCCUAAUGCAGAGAAAGACUCUUGUCUCCCCAAACCUGUAGAGUUUCUGUCCUUUGACGAGGUCCUAGGAAUCAUCCUGGCUGCAUUCUCAGUUGCUGGUGCCUGUCUUGCCAUUAUAACAACGGCUGUGUUCUUUCGUCACAGGACAUCCCCGAUUGUCAGGGCCAACAACUCUGAGCUGAGCUUCCUGCUGCUCUUCUCCCUGACUCUCUGUUUCUUAUGUUCACUGACUUUCAUUGGAGCACCCACUAAGUGGUCCUGCAUGCUGCGCCACACAGCAUUUGGGAUCACCUUCGUCCUCUGCAUCUCUUGUGUUCUUGGGAAAACAAUAGUUGUGUUGAUGGCCUUCAAAGCUACACUCCCAGGUAGUAACGUCAUGAAAUGGUUUGGUCCUCCACAGCAAAGAAUGACUGUGGUGUCUUUUACAUUUGUUCAAGUUUUAAUAUGCACCAUUUGGUUGGUUCUUAGUCCCCCUUUUCCAAUGAAAAACCUGACCACAUACAAAGAGAGGAUCAUCCUGGAGUGUGCAUUGGGCUCAGAUAUUGGGUUCUGGGUUGUGCUCGGGUACAUCGGCCUGCUGGCUGCCUUUUGCUUAGUGUUAGCUGUCUUAGCCCGCAAACUACCUGAUAGUUUUAAUGAAGCCAAGUUUAUCACCUUCAGCAUGUUGAUAUUCUGUGCAGUGUGGAUCACCUUUAUCCCAGCAUAUGUCAGCUCUCCUGGGAAAUUUACUGUGGCUGUGGAGAUAUUUGCCAUUCUGGCCUCCAGUUUUGGAUUAAUUCUGUGUAUAUUUGCUCCAAAGUGUUUCAUCAUAUUGUUUAAGCCAGAGAAAAACACAAAGAAACAUUUAAUGAACAAAAAUUAAACCUCAACCAUCUGAAAUCUGUAAUUAAUGACAUUAUAGGCCUCUUCUGACAUCCAAGGCUUAUGUUAUUCAUAUUAAAUAUAGUCUUCACCUUGUUAACCUCUUUCACAGACUGCCCAGGAGGUAAUGCUGAGGUUUCAUGUGUGCUAUGUUGAUGAUACAGGGUUUACUGUGGGCUGAAGAAACUGUACUGUUUUAGUUUUCAGCAGUGGAGUUGUGGUUGCUGUUGCCUGUUGUUGCUGACUUUUUAAAUUGUAUUUGAAUCAGGGAAUAUGAGCUGAAUAGUUUCUCUGCUUAUCAGCACCUUUAUAUUUAAAGACUGUUGGCGGUCAACCACAGACUGAAUCUGAUGUGGCAACAUGCUAAAUGCCUUGUUCAGUUUAUCUUUUCCAUCUCCAGUUGUUUUAAUGGCUUUUGACCUUCAUUAUGUUGUGCACUAGUA